Debaryomyces hansenii CBS767 is the source of this 1461-nucleotide messenger RNA. RefSeq names its product DEHA2F00374p. The record is from RefSeq and is a predicted model, not a curated record. Bases 1 to 1461 code for a protein of 486 amino acids. Lineage: Eukaryota; Fungi; Ascomycota; Pichiomycetes; Serinales; Debaryomycetaceae. Gene Ontology annotation, molecular function: sarcosine oxidase activity; flavin adenine dinucleotide binding. The transcript has a single exon.
AUGACACUUAACAAGGAUUCCAAGAUCAUUUUAGUCGGAGCUGGUGUUUUCGGUUUGUCCAACGCUUUGCAUCUUGCGAAGAGUGGUUACAAAAAUGUCACAGUAUUUGACAGAUUAGACUUCGGAGCAAACCACUAUACAUUACUUGAGGGCGCAGAUACUGCUUCCGCUGAUAUAAACAAGAUUUUCAGAGCCCAAUAUGCAGAAAAGAAGCAUUAUCAAGAGCUCGCAUUUCGAGCUUUCGAAAUAUGGCAGGAAUGGGAUCGUAAAAUACAAUUACUCCCAGAAUCGGAAGUCAAAGAGUUUACUGGCUUGCGUUUGUUGGAUCUAUGUGGUAUGUUGAGGCUAGAUGACCAGGUUGGGUGGGAAGAGUUAGCAUCAAGAGAUAAUUUUGCUAGAGAAGGACUUGGUCCUUUACGUUUUGAUAUCAACGAUAAGAACGAUCUUAAAAGGGCUAAAGCUCAGGGCUACGGCCCAAAAGUUCAGUUUGCAUUAGAUUUGCAGUCAAAAAUUCCUGAUUUGGAAGGUGUAUUCGACUCCACAUCUGGGAUGUUAUAUGCAUCUAGAUGUUUACAAUAUGCUGCUUACCUUUGCAAGUCAAUGGGUGUUCGCUUUAUCAUGGGAGGAGAUAAAGGUACUUUCAAAGAAUACGUAAUGAUAAGCAACAAAAUAGUUGGGGGGAUAGUUACUCGAGAUGGAAAGAAGCAUGAGGCUGAGUUGGUAGUAAUUAACUGUGGUCCGUGGUCAACGUCUCUCGUCCCAGAGUUGGACGGUAUAAACGAGGGGACAGGUGGAAAUAUUCUAAUUUGCAAAAUACCUGAUAGUCGUAAGGACUUGAAAGUUAAGUAUUCCUCUAAGAAUUUUCCUAUUAUUGGCUGGAAAAGUGGACAUUCAAGGGAGCAUGACUAUUUGGCUGGCAUGUUUAUUUUUCCAGUGAUCGAGCCCGAAGGCAUCCUAAAGAUUAUUGUGAGACAAACAAAGUAUACAAAUCCAGAGAAAUUGGCGAAUGGAAGAGUUGUCUCAAUACCAAAGACAUCAAAUAGUAAUCCGCCUUUUGAGGCUUUGCCUCGACAUAUUGUUUAUCAAGUGAGGGAAUGGCUUCAGACAUUUUUCCCAGAUUUGAUUGAUUUAAAAUGGGAAAGUAGGAUUUUAUGGUACACCGAUACGAUUAACAAUGACUAUAUUUAUGAUUAUGUCCCAAACAAAAAAGGUUUAUUUGUUGCUUGUGGAGGCUCGGGUCAUGCAUUCAAGAUGCUACCCGUGCUAGGCCAAUUUCUUGUAGAUAAGAUUGAAGGACGUGAAAAUUUCUACACAAAAUUGUUUGCCUGGAGAAAUGCUAAAGAUUAUGAAAAAGAUCCAAACGGCCUAAGGGAAGGAUUAAAUGGGGCAAGAGUAUACAAAAGACAAUUGAUGUCAUCCCCUGAAGACUAUAUAUUCAACAAGAUGGCUCCACAUUUGUAA